Messenger RNA from Malassezia restricta, 1491 nucleotides. RefSeq names its product DUF89 domain protein. Gene Ontology annotation, cellular component: nucleus; cytoplasm. The coding region runs from base 1 to 1491 and encodes 496 amino acids. Gene Ontology annotation, molecular function: phosphatase activity. Lineage: Eukaryota; Fungi; Basidiomycota; Malasseziomycetes; Malasseziales; Malasseziaceae. The record is from RefSeq and is a predicted model, not a curated record. Gene Ontology annotation, biological process: DNA damage response. The transcript has a single exon.
AUGAGCGACCGAUCGCACGCGAGUGCGCGCCCUGCGAGCAAGACCCUGCUGAACCUCGGCAACCUGCCGCCGAAGCCCGACUACUUCGCGACAGACGAGGCUGCGUCGUACCCACGCAGCGCGUCGCUCGUCGACCCGAACAACCCGCCGUGGCCCGCGUACCGCGGCUACCACGAGUAUUCGUUCGCGCACGAAACGAUGGGCAAGCGUCUUCCGACGAUCCUCGGCAAGGCCAUCGAGGACGUGUACAAGACGCUGAAUCAGGAGUGGCGCGAGGAGGUCAUUGUCGACCUGCUCCAGUGCAUCGAGCGCAUGACCGGCCUGAUGCGCGAGCUGCAGGCGAACGAGAAGCUGCGCCCGAUCGUCGACGACAACGAGGGCGACGUGACGCUGUGGAACAAGGCGAUCGCGCGCUACUUCCGCGGCGCCGACUUUAUGAGCGCGCCGUGGCUGUUCGCCGAGGCCUACAAGUACCGCCGCCUGCACGAGUGCUUCUCCGUCUCGCGCUACUGGAUGGACUACGACGUGUUCUUCCGCCAAAAGUGCGAUACGUUCGGCCGCUCCGGCACGGCCGUGUUCGAGCUGUCGACGCGCUUCGCCGUGCCGUACGAGAGCAACGUGCCCGCCUCGACGCCCGAGGAACGCCACGACCGCAUGCGCAAGCUCUUCCUCGAGCUCACGCAGAUCUCGCUGUGGGGCAACGCCACGGACCUGUCGCUGCUGAUCAACAUGACCGAGGAAGACAUCAAGAAGAUCCAGUCGACGGGCGGCGAGCACCUCGCAUCGACCGAGCAAAACAUCCUCGGCAACGAUUUGGGCCGCCUGUGGGACUUGGUCAGCCACAUGCGCGGCGGCCGCAUCGACUUUGUGCUCGACAAUGCCGGCUUCGAGCUGUACUGCGACUGCGUCUACGCCGACUGGCUCAUCCAGGCCGGCAUCGCGAACGAAGUGCACUUCCACGGCAAGCGCCUCCCCUGGUUCGUCUCGGACGUCACGCGCAAGGACUGGAGUUGGCUCCUCAACACCAUGACGUACGGUCACCUCUUCGAAGGCGCCACCGACAAGGAAAUCGAGUCCCUGCGCACACUCGGCAAGCGCUGGAAGCAGUACGAAAAAGAGGGCAAGUGGGUGUACGAGCAGCACCCCUUCUGGUGCACCGGCUACACGUUCUGGGAGCUGCCCGCCGAGGCGCCCGACCUGUUCCACUACCUGUGCGAGAGCGACCUCGUGCUGUUCAAGGGCGAUCUGAACCACCGCAAGCUCACGUACGAUUGCCAGGCGCCCACAUCGACGCCCUUCGCCCAGGCCAUCGGCCCCAUGGCCCAGGAGCCCGGCGCGCCGCCCGUCGCGUCGCUGCGCACGAUCAAGUCGGACGUCGUCGUCGGCGUGCCGCUCCAGGUCUCCGAGCGCCUCGACGCCGAAGAGCCCGGCUGGCGCAUCUCAGGCAAGUACGCCGUCGUGCUCCUCAGCGACGGCUCACCCGUCAGCUAG